This is a messenger RNA of Ramularia collo-cygni, 1539 nucleotides long. RefSeq names its product probable acyl-CoA dehydrogenase family protein. Lineage: Eukaryota; Fungi; Ascomycota; Dothideomycetes; Mycosphaerellales; Mycosphaerellaceae. Bases 1 to 1539 code for a protein of 512 amino acids. The record is from RefSeq and is a predicted model, not a curated record. Gene Ontology annotation, molecular function: acyl-CoA dehydrogenase activity; heme binding; flavin adenine dinucleotide binding. The transcript is spliced from 3 exons.
AUGAAGGGCUCAUUAUCAAGACAAGAAGUUGCAAAGCACACCUCCGAGGAUGAUCUCUGGAUCAUUGUCGACCACAAGGUGUACGAUGUAACGGAUUUUGUCGACGYACACCCUGGUGGCGAGGUUGUUCUACGACAAGUUGCAGGCGAAGACGCGACAGAGGCCUUCUACAACCUCCAUCGCCACGAAGUCCUCCAGAAUUACAAGAGCUUGCUCAUCGGCACUCUCGAUGGCGAGACACCUGAAGUAGCCGAUUACAAGCCAGGCGAUCUCAGCACCGUUCCAUACGCCGAACCUCUUUGGUUGAACCCAGCGUUCAAGAGCCCAUACUACAAGGAAAGCCACCACAAGCUACGACAAGCAUGCCGAGAGUUCAUCGACACACACGUUAUCCCCGAGGCCAAGGAAAGGGAGAUGAGUGGCCAACAUAUUUCGCAAGAGUUGAUCAAUAAGAUGGCUGAGGUGAACUUGCUUGCUUGCAGGUUGGGUCCAGGAAAACACAUGCACGGCAGGAAUAUCUUCAACGGAGCAGUCGAGGGCAAGGACUACGAUUACUUCCACGACUUGAUCGUCUGCCAGGAGCUCGCAAGAGCUUCGCAGAGAGGUUUCCAGGAUGGCAACAUGGCUGGCAUGACCAUCUCCUUGACUGCGAUCCAUCAGUGGAGCAAGGACGACGAACUCCGCGAGCGAAUCUCUCGCGAGGUGCUCUCUGGCCAGAAGAAGACUUGUCUUGCCGUGACAGAGGCCUUUGCCGGUUCUGAUGUUGCUGGUCUUAGGACUACAGCUGAGCUCAGCGAGGACGGCGAGCACUAUAUCGUUAAUGGAACGAAGAAGUGGAUCACCAACGGAAUGUUCUGCGACUACUUCGUUACCGGCUGCCGAACGAAGAAGGGCUUUACCGUGCUCAUCAUCGAGAAGGGUGAGGGUGUCGAGGUCAAGCCAGUCAAGACCAGUUACAGUGCCGCCGCUGCAACGACCUACAUCGAGUUCAACAACGUCAAGGUCCCCAAGCGAAACAUUCUCGGACCAGCAGACAAGGGCUUCGCCGUCAUCAUGGCUAACUUCAAUCACGAACGUUUCAUGAUGGCUGCUAUGACAUCCCGAUGGAUCCGAACCGUAACAGAGGAGUGCUUGAAAUGGGCACACCAGCGAAUGGUGUUCGGCAAGCCCUUGGUCCAACAACCCGUCAUUCGCCAGAAGCUCUCCAAGAUGAUCCAAUACACCGAAGCCCUCCAGGCAUGGACCGAAUCAAUCACAUAUCAAAUGUGCAACAUGCCCUACGACGAGCAGAGCAAGCACUUGAGCGGUCCCAUUGGUUUGCUGAAGGUCUUCAGCACACGCGCUGGCCACGAGAUUGCGGAUGAGUCCAUUGGAAUCUUCGGCGGCAGAGGUCUGACGCAGACUGGAAUGGGUCGUGUGAUUGAGAUGUUCAACAGAACGAACAAGUUUGACGCUGUCCUUGGUGGAACUGAGGAGAUUUUGGGCGAUCUCGGCGUGAGGCAGGCGAUGAAGUUUAUGCCUGUUGGUGCUAAGCUUUGA